CGUUGGCUGCUACUGAACCGUUUGGCUCUUUUCUCUACUAGCGAGCAAACCUACAAUCUAGACCCAACUGUCCAUCCAGCUCAUUUUUAAGGGGAUUUAUCAUUAUAUAUGCCCGUGUAUCCAAAACACAUCGGUCAUUGGGGAUUCCUAGCACCGGUUGGCCGGGUCUGAAGGCCGUUAUAACGCUUUUUCGAGGUUUAAUUAGAGCUAGAAAACAACGGUGGUGGAGGAGGAGGAGAUUCCAUAUUAGGAGCACAGAGGAGAAGGCACCCCCCUUGUGUGAUUUGGAGCUUUUGGUUCUGAGCCCAUGGUACAAGGCCCUGACUGAACAUACUGGUGGCGAAACAGACUUACUACUGUGGCUAGGUGUGUGCGUGCUGACCUCAUGGUGUAACAGGAGUAAAGAUGAGCAUUAGCAGUGAUGAGGUCAACUUCCUGGUCUACAGAUACCUACAGGAGUCAGGGUUCUCCCACUCAGCGUUUACUUUUGGUAUAGAGAGUCACAUCAGCCAGUCCAAUAUCAAUGGUGCUCUGGUUCCCCCUGCUGCCCUCAUCAGCAUCAUCCAGAAGGGCCUGCAGUACGUCGAGGCUGAAGUCAGCAUCAAUGAGGACGGCACGUUAUUCGAUGGGCGGCCCAUUGAGUCCCUGUCCCUGAUUGAUGCUGUGAUGCCAGACGUGGUUCAGACGAGGCAGCAGGCCUACCGAGACAAAAUGGCCCAGCAGCAGGCUGCUGCUUCAGCACCGACAUCGGCCACUGGAGGCAGCAUCGCUGGCAACACCAAGAAUGGAGAGAAUACUGCCAACGGGGAGGAGAACGGAGCCCAUGCCUUAGCUAACAACCAUGCAGACCUGAUGGAGGUGGAUGGAGAUGUGGAGAUACCUCAGAACAAGGCCAUGGUCCUGAGGGGCCACGAGUCAGAGGUCUUCAUCUGUGCCUGGAACCCAGUCAGUGAUCUGCUGGCAUCGGGGUCUGGUGAUUCAACAGCUCGUAUCUGGAACCUGAGUGAAAACAGUACAAGCAGCUCUACACAGUUGGUCCUGAGACACUGCAUAAGAGAGGGAGGGCAGGACGUCCCCAGCAACAAAGACGUCACCUCGCUAGACUGGAAUAGUGAGGGCACACUGUUAGCAACAGGCUCCUAUGACGGCUUUGCCAGAAUAUGGACGAAGGACGGGAACCUAGCCAGCACACUUGGCCAACACAAAGGUCCCAUCUUUGCCCUAAAGUGGAAUAAAAAAGGCAAUUUUAUCCUGAGUGCAGGAGUAGACAAGACAACAAUCAUAUGGGAUGCCCAUACAGGAGAAGCCAAACAACAGUUUCCCUUCCAUUCAGCUCCAGCACUAGACGUGGACUGGCAGAGCAACAAUACGUUCGCCUCCUGUAGUACAGACAUGUGCAUCCAUGUCUGUAAACUGGGACAGGACAGACCCAUUAAAACAUUCCAGGGACACACAAAUGAAGUUAAUGCAAUCAAGUGGGAUCCCACAGGGAACCUGCUAGCCUCCUGCUCAGACGACAUGACGUUGAAGAUUUGGAGUAUGAAGCAGGACUCGUGUGUUCAUGACUUGCAAGCCCACAGUAAAGAAAUCUACACCAUCAAAUGGAGUCCAACCGGCCCUGGAACCAACAAUCCCAGUGCUAACCUCAUGCUAGCCAGUGCAUCGUUUGACUCCACAGUUCGUCUUUGGGACGUGGAGAGAGGCAUCUGUAUCCAUACGCUGACUAAACAUCAGGAGCCAGUCUACAGCGUGGCGUUCAGCCCUGAUGGUCGGCAUCUGGCCAGUGGCUCUUUUGACAAAUGUGUACACAUCUGGAAUACACAGACGGGCGCUUUAGUCCACAGUUACAGAGGGACGGGGGGAAUCUUUGAGGUUUGCUGGAAUGCAGCAGGGGACAAAGUGGGAGCCAGCGCAUCAGACGGAUCUGUGUGUGUACUAGACCUUCGGAAAUAGUGCUGCUGUUUGUUGGAAGCCAUGGACCGACCAUGAAUGUGUACAUAGCCAAAUGACUGUCCCUGCCUGCCCUGCGUACUGCUCACGCUUAUGACUAUGGCCCCGCCCACCGACAGACAGGAAGCAGGAAACAGGAACAGGAAGCAAGCACCCGACACAGCAGGUCCAGACACAGGGAUGAACAGAUGGACGGACAGACAGACAGACAGAUGGAUAAACGGGCAGAUGGAAGCGCCCCUCUCUAUCUGUGCAGACUCUUACAGAGAUGCAGAAGGGACGCAGUGAAAAAGAAAAAACUGAUAGACAAAAAAAAAAAAAAAAAAAAAAAGUUACAGAUCCGUAUAUGUACCAAAAUUUGGAAGCUAUUUUGCUUUUUUGAUCUUUAAACCAUGCUCAUCGUCAUGAAAAUGAAAAACAAUGAAAAAAGUGUUGAUCUUUGUUACUAGUUGGAUCUCAUUGUGCAGACAUAUCAACUUCUCCACCAUAAAAUAGGAUGGCACUUAGUUUUUUUAAAUUUCAGAUCUCUUGUUUCAAUGUUUUUAUAUUUUUUAUCUUUCCGGGAGGGGACAGGGGCCGGUCAGGUCAGAGUUUUAUUAAUUGGAGAAGUACAUGCAUACAAACACAGUCGGACACGCACACCAAACAGUUCUCAAAAACAGUGUCCUCAUCAAACCAAUGUGGCAAAUCUAAAGGCUUUUUUCUCUCCUGUAUUUCAGUCGUGGUUUCUGCAGCUGCAAGUGGCUCACACGGUUAACCUCAAAAUGCAGUAGUUCAAGUGUUGUCUUCUCCAGAGGACAAACUCUGGAUUCCCCUUGUAUAUCCACCUGGCCACAUGACACAGACGCUGUAUAUCCAGACACUUUAAAAACAGCUCCUGUGUGCACUAUUGGAUCUAGAUGGUCUCACCCACAGUUCUCCUCUCAUAACAGUUACCUGGCUUAAAACAUAAAGGUUCAAUUGGCAAGAAGCUGACCUCCACUUGUCUGAAUGUUCAAGGCUGUUUUUAGUAAUGCAACAGUAAAUCAGGUCCCAUCUCUCAUUACAUACUGUCCUCAGCCAGUAGGACUCCAUUACUUCUUUUUACCUGUACAAAACAGAGUUUAUGCAUCUGUGAGACUCCAAGCAUUUCUAAUGUGAUUCACACUCGGAGGCUUCAAAUCAGCAAACACAUGAUGUCCUGACAUGUGGUGGUGAAAAAACAGAAGUGUUUUUCAAUGUUUAGAAUUUGCAGAUUGUCAGAGGUAGAUGUUCUGGAGGCCAAGAUAAUUUAAACCUAGCGACUAAAACUACAGAGGGCAGAGCCAAGGAAAAAACCUGUUGAGUAAAUAAUAUCAUGACUGUAGAGCUCAGCUCUGUUGCUGCAUUCCCAUGAAGACAGUAGAAUAUUACUCUCUGUUCAUUUUGGAGUGUUUACACCUUAUUCCAGUACCUUCACUGAGCUCUUCUUCCUACCUCUGCUAAGAAGUUACAGGGUUUGUUUGGUUUGUUUGUCAGCUCUAAAGACUACUGGCCCAAAACCAAGAACAAACAGGCUGUAGUUUGCUUUUAAUUAGCUGAAUGGUUAGAGUAGAAUGGGAUUAUUUACAUGAGACUGGCAGCAGUGGUGGCUUUGCAGUCAUUUAUAAAUGAGUUUGACAUUUAAAUGAGAGUUUGUGGUUUUUAUCAAGCUGUCAGAAACACCUGAUAUCUCAGAUCCUGAAUUUAUGUAGUCGUCUAAACAUACCGAAAUGAACACAGCACUGAAAUUCAGUCAAGCUGUGUAUGGAAACAAUCCCGCAUUCGUACUCUAUAUAACAAACACUAAAUAGUUCACUCUGUAGUGACAUUACAGCAAGGUUUUUGGACACGUCAUCAGUGACAGGUGUUGUGUCCCACGACUGUAAUUUUUGUAUUUUUGUUGUUUGUUUUUUUUUAUGAUUUUUUUUUAAAGCACUGUACAGAGCAUUCAGAUAGUCGGAUAAAAUGAUGCACUAUUUCAGGAGUGAUUUGGAACACGGCCUGGCUGUAUUUAGCAAGCCAGCUUAAUCAGGUCCAACCUCUUGAUGGCCACACCUGCCUGAGGUAGUGACAUCGCCUAUUUUUCAGUCUGCUACUUCCCUGGUCAUGAAUGAAUGGUAAAAUGCUCAAUUUCCUUUAAAUUGUAUUUAAACUAAAAUUGAGUCUUUACCAUGUAGAUUUGUCAGUUUGCUAACUCUUCCACAGAGGGGAAACUCCCAGCCUGAUCUCAUCCCCAGGUCAUCAAAUACAGAGGCCUUGUUACGCUCCCCAGCGUGAUAUCAACACCAAAGGCACCCUUUAGUGUCUCUCUGAGACGCACCAGGUUUUCAGCUAACUCUACUGUAAACCCAUCUGUGGCAGUAGCUGACGCUGAGAGUCACUGCUGCAGUAAAAAGAGUGAGAAAGUCCACGAUGGGUGGAGGGGAGCAGUCAAACAAAACAAGACUUUAACCAGGAGAACAGAGUUUGCAUCUGAUGAGAAACCAAAAGUUAAUGUUGUAAAGUGACAUUACGUAAUUCAUGUGUAGUUGUCACACACUGACAUCACUCAAAUGACAUAUUUAGGUCAUGUUAUGUUACGUCAUGUAACAGAUUUACUUAUUUUAAUCAGAAGCUAACAGUAGUUUUAUUGCCUUAACCGAACCUAACCUAGCAUAAAUUGCGUGUGACAAUGUGUCAUGUAGACACUCUAAAGGGUUGCUGUGUGUUGCUAUGAGACACUGAGGGGUGUUAAAAGUGAGAUCAGAAAAGAGAUUGGUUUUUAACUUGUGUUCCUUGGCUCUGCCCUGAUGAAGGUUUAUGUCAAACACUGUUGACUCAUACUGGCUAAUACUAGCUCACUACUCACAGUUAAGCUUAAAAGCUGAUCCAACAUUAAAGUAAGAUGUGGACAUUUUCAUUUUUGUCUGCUUUUAUUAGCAUUUGAAGACAAAUCAGACAUGAAGAGGUCAAAUUUGAAGUUUUUUAUCUACAACAGCGUUGGUGAAUUGAAAACAGUAAAAUGUUGAGUUCAGUUCAUCUGUCCUCUCACUGUUGCUCUUGGGUCAUCACCACCAGAACUCUGCUCACAUUUCCCUCGGAGGUUCCUUACUGACUAAACGUUUUAUACUCUUUUAAAGACAAAUUUAAAGUUACAUUUUUGUAAUUUCUUUGUAGAUUUGAAAAAAAUGUGAAUUGAUGAUUUAUUGGCAGUGUUAAUUUACAUGUUCUAUAAAUUUGAAAGAUUUUUUUUUUUGUUUUGUUACUUUGAUGCUAUUGCAAAUAGUAAAGGUUGACCCUGUAAUGUAAGGCUCACUGAGCUGAGCUGUCAUUCUGAAGGCACCUUGCUGGGGAACACUUUGUCCCCCGGAGCAAAUCACCACUAAAUUUGUCUAUGUUUUAAUAAAGAAAUGUUUUACUUUUU
Messenger RNA from Epinephelus fuscoguttatus (brown-marbled grouper), 5353 nucleotides. RefSeq names its product TBL1X/Y related 1a (gene tbl1xr1a). The record is from RefSeq and is a predicted model, not a curated record. Gene Ontology annotation, molecular function: protein binding; transcription corepressor activity. Gene Ontology annotation, biological process: regulation of transcription by RNA polymerase II. Bases 406 to 1953 code for a protein of 515 amino acids. The transcript has 16 exons. Gene Ontology annotation, cellular component: histone deacetylase complex. NCBI's taxonomy places the organism in Eukaryota, Metazoa, Chordata, Actinopteri, Perciformes, Serranidae.